Haplochromis burtoni (Burton's mouthbrooder) is the source of this 953-nucleotide messenger RNA. RefSeq names its product coiled-coil domain-containing protein 152. The transcript has 8 exons. Lineage: Eukaryota; Metazoa; Chordata; Actinopteri; Cichliformes; Cichlidae. The record is from RefSeq and is a predicted model, not a curated record. Bases 251 to 952 code for a protein of 233 amino acids.
AUUUACAUUGCCCUAUUAGCCAGCUAACUUGCUAAUAGGCUAACUUCAUCUGCUAUUUACUUUCUCAUUUUUUUACUUUUUGCCUCUUUGUUAGACUAGGAGUUUAUCUAUGAACUUUUACAGGAAGGCUUUCAAAUGUUUAUAUUAAUGUCAGCUAUCUUUUUUUCUUGUGUUGUUUUUUUUAUUGCUCUUAGUAACUUAAACAUAAGAAGGAAACCUAAACAUAACUGAAGUUAAUGGCAGAAACAGCAUGUUGGAGAUCAUGUUGGAGGAUGCUAAUAGACUGGUGAAGUUUUACCAGACCAAGGAGAAGAGCCUAAUUGAGGAAAAAGAUAGCCUUCUUCUCACAGUGAACAAACUGCAGCAGACUCUGCAGGAGCAGUGCAACCUCAGAGUGAAGAAUGAGAGACUCAAGAAUGAUAUGGCAGAUCUGAAACAGCAGAAUGAGAGAACAGCAGAGGUUGGAAAAGCUGAAGUUCAGCGGCUGGUCAGAGAAAUGAGAGCAGAAGAAGGGAGACACAAGAGGGCGCUAGAGGAUCUAAGACAGCAGUGUGGCAGGGAGGCGGAGGAUGCCCACAGGGAGUAUUUUAGUCAGUUGGAAGCUAAAGAUGCUGAAUGUAAGAAGCUGCUGGAGAAAAAGGAUCUGGAUCUAGAGGACAUGAAGAAGAGACUAAAAGAUCAGGAAAAGGAGAGUCAGAACGAGCUACUCAAGUUACAGAUGGAGUUUGGUGCAAAGUUAGCCAGAGUUCAGAGUUCAGCUCAGUGGAGCCAACAGCAGCAGCAGCAACAUGGCCCAAACCUUCCUCAGAGUGUCUUUAAAAGGAAGCUGCAGUUUUUCCAGGAGGAAAAGAACAAAGAGAUUUUUGCCCUGCGUCAGAGAAUCAAAGAGCUGGAAGAGAAUCAGCGUGCCAGCAGCAUCCUGGACAGCCGUCCAAAGAGAAGAAAGAUUUAAU